ACAACCUCGAGCAAAACUCACACACUACUAUCAAUCCCUCUAGACUUAUACCUUCCAACUACUCUUCCUCUAUCUCCACCAAACACGCCAUUAAACAUGGCCCCCACUCUCCUCUUUACUGGUCUCCCCUGGAACCACCCCCGCGUCCCCCGAGUCGACCGCGGCAACAACGAGCAGAUUCGUGUCGGUUUGGAGAAAGCUGAGAAAGACCUCUUAGCGUCGGGUUAUGACUCCACCGUUUUCUUCCAUGCCUUCGAGGACGGUGUCACCGCUUGGAGAGAUAUCCUCCAGAGCAAAAAGUGGGAUGGGGUCAUUAUCGGGUUUGGGGUGAAGGGAAACCCGGAGCUGAAUGAGUUUUUCGAGGGGUUGGUCAAUGCGGUUAGAGAGUGGGCGCCUCAGGCGAAGAUCGGUUUCAAUACGUCGCCAGAUUCGACGGUGGCGGCGGCCAGGAGGAUCUGUCCCAUCUGAGGAUCCGAUGGUGUUAUUUUCACCAUGCAGACGUGCAUUUGGAGGAGUGAGAGUCGUGUGUGCAGGGUGUGGGGAGCACGAUCGGUUGGGCAGUCGGGAAGAGACGGUAGACAAAUAGAAAGGCGGAAUUCCGCACUGUGAUCCUCAAGCUCAAGGGCCGGUCGGUCAAGUAGCGAAAUCGCAGAAUGUGGCGCGGUAUGAGGUGGUGCGUGGAUGCGUGCGGACGGCUGUGUUCCCCUCGAGCGCGCUAUUGGAGGCUGCAAAGAGUCUUGGACUUACCUUGUAUGACAUCCCUUGGCUAUAACGACUCGAAACCCACUGGUAAUCUGAGAGUUGGGAAUGGAUGUCGAAGUUAAGGCGAGCAUCCGAUGGUCAAACCCAAGGAAGACAGGCCCGAUGUUCUGGACCCAUAUUCUACAGAGCAUUGGACGUGUUGUCG
This is a messenger RNA of Stereum hirsutum FP-91666 SS1, 907 nucleotides long. RefSeq lists its product as uncharacterized. The transcript has 2 exons. The coding region runs from base 97 to 468 and encodes 123 amino acids. The record is from RefSeq and is a predicted model, not a curated record. Lineage: Eukaryota; Fungi; Basidiomycota; Agaricomycetes; Russulales; Stereaceae.